AUGCGGGCAAUGCAGGACGAGUUGAGGACGUUGAGGCAGGCUACCUCUGCUGCUGGUGCCCCUACGGGCGCUGCUUCUGGCACUGCUCCUAUUGCAGAUGGUCCUAUCAGCGGUGUUUCUCUCAUGCAGUGGGUUGGCAUGAAGCUAGAUAGUUUUGACGGCAGUGGUACUCCGGUUCAUGCUGCUGAUUGGCUAUCGUAUGUGGAGGACAAGAUGGAGGCUUUUGAUGUGUUGGCUCACGAUCGUGUUCGUUACGGGUUUGAGAGGAGGUUCUACCCGGUGACUUUCCUGGAUAGGAUGAAGAUUGAUCUGAAUGCCUAUACGCAGGAUAAGAAGUCAGUUGCAGAGUAUGAAGUAGGCUUCAAUCAGAUUGUCCGCUUCGUCCCACACGUGGCGCAUGACGAGGUAGAGAAGGCAAAACACUUUUGUCAAGGUCUUAAGCAUUCGAUCCGCCAAGUGUUGGGUGCUUUUCCAGUGGUUGACUUCCGCACUACAAUCGAACAGGCUUUAGGUGUGGAGAUGCAGCAGGUGUACACUGCUGACUUGCAGAAGACUUCAGGUGGUGAGCAGUCUCGCGGUCAGAGCGAUAGGAAGGGCCAUUCUGGUGGCCCUGUUCACAAGAAGGGGAAGUUCCAGCGUCACCAGCCAUACCGCGGCAAGUCUUCUCAGUCCAGUGCUUCAGGAGGGAGCGCACCUCAGUACCGGGCUAUUCCCAAGCCUGGCUUGGGGCUGGUGUGCUUCCGGUGUGGCUAUGCGCACUGUCGUGUGGAGUGUCAAUGGAUCGGCAGGUGUUCUAUCUGUGGCAUGGAUCACAAGGACGUGGUCUGUAGGAAGAAUCCCAAUGGGAAGGUGCGUUGGGAGCCAGUGUCUUCUUCUUCAGCUUCACAUUCUAGUAGCACCGUCCAGAUGAUGGCGGCGACCUCCUCUGCACAGCAACACCUUCCUGCGCCGCCCACUUUGCAGUGCUUGCCAGCGCCUUCCACUCAGCAGUACCUGCCCAUGCCAGUCUACCCUCACUUCUCGUUUGUCUCGGAGGGUUUUGUGGUUCGUGCUAGUCUUUCUAUGCAGAAGAUUAGUCAGUCUAUUGUUGUCAGUUCUGCUAGAGGUCUCAUCUCCAGUUCUUCUGUUUGCCCCGGAUGUGCUAUUCAUCUUGCUGAUGAAACCUUUGUUGCUAAUCUGGUGGCACCGUCGGGUCGAGAGGUGGUCUUUCAAGGGAGUGCGGUGAAGUACACUCUCUCUUUGUUGUGCCAGUUGUUUCCUAAUCGUUGGACUCGAAAGUCUGGCGUUCUUUUGGUGAUGGUCGAUGAUCGCAAGGUUGCCUUGCACGUGGAGGAUAUCCCAGUGGUGUGUCGCUACUCUGAUGUUUUUCCUGAUGAACUUCCAGGUGUGCCCCCUGAGCGUGAUUCAGUUUUUGAGAUCAAGUUGGUUCCUGGCAUGCAACCUAUCUAUAGAACUAUGUAUCGGAUGGCUCCAGUGGAGCAGGUGGAGUUGAAGAAGCAGUUAGAUGAUCUUCUUGCUAAGGGAUUCAUCAGACCUAGUAAGUCACCUUGGGCUUUCCUGGUGUUGUUUGUGGAGAAGAAGGAUGGCUCUAAGAGGCUAUGUGUGGAUUAUCGUGCUCUUAAUCAGGUGACCAUCAAGAAUAAGUAUCCUCUGCAUCGUAUUGAUGCUCUCUUUGAUCAGUUAAGAGGUGCUAAGGUAUUUUCCAAGAUUGAUUUGAACUCUGGGUAUCACCAGAUAAGGAUUAAGGAGGAGGAUAUUGAGAAGACUGCUUUUAUCACGAGGUAUGGGCAUUAUGAGUAUGUUGUUAUGUCUUUUGGACUAACGAAUGCCCCUGCUAUCUUUAUGGAAGCGAUGAAUAAGAUAUUGCAUGAGUACUUGGAUGACUUCAUUGUCGUUUUCAUCGAUGAUAUUUUGAUCUACUCCAAGUCCGAUGAGGAGCAUGAGCGUCAUCUUAGUCUUGUUUUGGAUGCUCUCUGGAAGAAUAAGUUCUAUGCAAAGUUGAAGAAAUGUGCUUUCUGGCUUCCUGAAGUGAGCUUCCUUGGGCAUGUGAUUAAUCAGCAUGGUAUUACUGUUGAUCCUAAGAAUGUUGCGUCAGUGGUGGAAUGGCAAAGGCCAACCAGUGUGACGGAGCUACGGAGCUUCCUUGGACUUCUCUAG
Molecule: messenger RNA, 2157 nt
Organism: Phragmites australis (common reed)
Lineage: Eukaryota; Viridiplantae; Streptophyta; Magnoliopsida; Poales; Poaceae
Exons: 5
Coding region: 1-2157 (718 amino acids)
Source: RefSeq, a predicted model, not a curated record